Messenger RNA from Ceutorhynchus assimilis (cabbage seed weevil), 1843 nucleotides. The record is from the annotation of a GenBank genome assembly. NCBI's taxonomy places the organism in Eukaryota, Metazoa, Arthropoda, Insecta, Coleoptera, Curculionidae.
UUUUUUUAAUUAACUGACAAAUCACAGCCAGACCUAUGCCAACCUUAACCUAUGACUAUAGUUGUAUUCCUUUCAAGAGUUUGAAACACUCGAGCUACUCGCUCCGGUGUUCAGUCGCCCUCAAUUUGCAGGGAACAGAUGCGUGGUGCAUCAAACACUUUUCGAAAGGAAUAAGCGCGUGAAGCCCCGGAGCUGUUACAAUAAUAAAAUAAAUAAAAUAAUAAAAUACAACUUAUGAUGUAUCCUGUUAUUUAGGUACACUAUAGAUUAUUAUUUUCUUUUGUAUGUUCUAGUGCAGUGCUCAUAAAACAAUUUUUACGUACACUCAUGGUGGGGAAAGAAAACACCUAAGGCAAACUACUUUGAAAUGAAAUCUGGCAACAGGGUUUUAACCUCACUUUUAUUUUUUGUUUCACUUUCACCCUGAAGUUUCACAAAUCUAAUGUAUAUGUUUAUGUUUGAAUAACAAAAUGCCCCAAUUCUCCACACAUGAAAACGUAAGCCUGGAAAAAGAAGUAGAAGUUAAAAGAGCAAUAAUCCAGACAAAUUCUGAUGUGAUCGAAGAGGUCUACGACAUAGCAAAAUGUGUUGGAUGGAUCAGGGAAAAUGGGUUUCAAAAGGUGUGUUUGCAAUUUCCUGAUCAUCUAUUGCCAGACUCAUCAGAAAUAGCACUGAGACUACAGAAUAUUUUAGGAGAGACUGUGUAUAUCUUGGGAGAUACGGCCUAUGAAAGCUGUUGCAUCGAUUAUGUAGCUGCAGCUCACAUAAACGCAGAUGCCAUAAUCCAUUUUGGACCUACUUGUUUUUCUAAAACUUCCGCAAAUGUCCCUUAUUUGAAUGUGAAUGAAAAACUACCUUUAAAUGCUUUAGUUUUUGGGGCUGCUUUAAAAGAUCAUUUUGAAUGUAUUGGUACAGAUUUUGUUGUUGUUUUGGAUGAUGGAUAUAUACAUCAUUACGAUGAUGUUUGCAGUGUACUACAGGGGCUUGAAGUAAAAAAAAUUAAUGAAGAAACAUUAGAUCUUAUUGAUAAAAAUGUUAUUUUUAUAGGAAAUAACCAAAGGAAAUUAAUGAAUAUUGAUUUAAAUUUUAAACCCAAAACUCUUCAUUAUUUUGACCCAAACCAAAAUCCACUUGCUUUCAAAAAAUUUCAAGUUGAUUCAAAAAUAAUUAAAAGAAGAUACUUUCUUAUGGAGAAAAUAAGAGAUGCCAAUACUCUAGGCAUCGUAAUUGGCACUUUGGGAGUUGAAAACUACCUUAAAGUUAUUGAUAGGGUUAAAAAACUAGCCGAACUUUGUGGGAAAAAAUAUUACUUGAUAAGUGUUGGAAAGCCUACAGUAGCUAAGUUGGCCAACAUAGGAGAGAUAGACAUUUACGUGAUGAUCACUUGUUCAAUGAAUGAAAUAUAUGACAGCCGUGAUUUUUAUAAACCCAUAGUAACUCCAUUUGAUGUAGAAAUGGCUCUUAAUCCUAAUACUUCAGACAUAAAAUUUACCUAUGACUUCAACAGAUACUUAAAUAAUUUAAAUGAUAUCACUAGCAUAGCAAGAAACGAAAAUGAAACCGAUGUCAGUCUUUUAACAGGAAAAUUGAGGUCUAACAGACCAGACUCUAUCUCAGAAGAACCUGAUAAUAAAGAUUUACAAAUGGCACUAAAAUCUGAUGGAUCGUUGGCAUUGAAUACCAAUUUUGGUGCUGGAUAUCUCAGCGAAAGGUCAUGGAAAGGAUUAGAACAAAAUUUGGGACAGACUGAAGUGAAGAUGGCUGAGGAAGGACGGAAAGGGAUUGCACAGGGUUAUACCAAUGAACAGAUAUAAAUAUUUUGUGUUAGAAAUUAAACUAUUAA